Molecule: messenger RNA, 2652 nt
Organism: Chrysochloris asiatica (Cape golden mole)
Lineage: Eukaryota; Metazoa; Chordata; Mammalia; Afrosoricida; Chrysochloridae
Gene: KIF9
Product: kinesin family member 9
Exons: 20
Coding region: 1-2652 (883 amino acids)
Biological process (GO): microtubule-based movement
Molecular function (GO): microtubule motor activity; microtubule binding; ATP binding
Source: RefSeq, a predicted model, not a curated record
AUGGGUACUAGGAAAAAAGUCCAUGCCUUCGUCCGCGUCAAACCUACAGAUGACUUUGCUCAUGAAAUGAUCAAAUACGGAGAUGAUAAAAAAAGCAUUGACAUUCACUUAAAAAAAGAUAUUCGGAAAGGAGUUGUCAAUAACCAGCAGACAGACUGGUCAUUCAAACUAGAUGGAGUUCUCCAUGAUGCUUCCCAGGACGUAGUUUAUGAGACAGUCGCAAAGGAAGUGGUUUCUCAGGCCCUUGAUGGCUAUAAUGGCACCAUCAUGUGUUAUGGGCAGACGGGAGCCGGCAAGACAUACACCAUGACGGGGGCAACUGAGAAUUACAAGCACCGGGGGAUCCUCCCUCGUGCCCUACAGCAGGUGUUCAGGAUGAUUGAAGAACGCCCCACCCAUGCCAUUACUGUGCACGUUUCCUACCUGGAAAUCUAUAACGAGACCCUGUUUGAUCUCCUGUCUACACUGCCCUAUGUUGGACCCACAGACACUCCAAUGACCAUCGUGGAAAACCCACAAGGGGUCUUCAUUAAGGGCUUGUCAGUCCAUCUCACCAGUCAGGAGGAAGAUGCAUUUAGCCUCCUUUUUGAGGGGGAGACCAACAGAAUUAUAGCCUCUCACACAAUGAACAAAAACUCUUCCAGGUCACACUGCAUUUUCACCAUCUACAUGGAAGCCCAUUCUCGGACCUUAUCAGAUGAAAAGUAUAUUACUUCCAAAAUCAACUUGGUGGAUCUAGCAGGCUCAGAGAGACUGGGGAAGUCUGGGUCGGAGGGUCGAGUCCUGAAGGAAGCCACCUACAUCAACAAAUCGCUGUCAUUCCUGGAGCAGGCCAUCAUUGCCCUCGGGGACCAGAGGAGGGACCACAUCCCCUUCCGGCAGUGCAAGCUCACCCACGCUCUGAAGGACUCGUUAGGGGGAAACUGCAAUAUGGUGCUUGUGACAAACAUCUAUGGAGAAGCCUCUCAGUUAGAAGAGACGCUAUCUUCACUGCGGUUUGCCAGCAGGAUGAAACUGGUCACCACUGAGCCUGCCAUCAAUGAAAAGUAUGAUGCUGAGCGGAUGGUCAAGAACCUAGAGAAGGAGCUGGCGUUGCUCAAGCAGGAGCUGGCCAUCCAUGACAGCCUGGCCAACCGCACACUUGUGACCUAUGACCCCAUGGACGAAAUCCAGAUUGCUGAGAUCAACUCCCAGGUUCGGAGAUACCUGGAGGGGACUCUGGACGAGAUUGAUAUAAUCAACCUCAGACAGAUCCAGGAGGUGUUCAACCAGUUCCGGGUGGUACUGAGCCAACAGGAACAGGAAGUGGAGUCCACUUUACGCAGGAAGUACACACUCAUAGACAAGAAUGACUUUGCAGCCAUUUCUGCUGUCCAGAAGGCAGGGCUCGUGGAUGCUGAUGGCCACCUAGUGGGUGAGUCUGAUGGACAGAGCUUCGGGCUGGGAAUUGCCCCUUUUUCUACCAAACCUGGGAAGAAAUCCAAGUCCAGGAAGGCAUUCAAAGAGCCUCCUAGCACUUCAUCAAGAAAGGAAGGUGCUGGAAGCCCUGGGAGUGUCAAGGAUUUGGAAGCAGUUUCCACCUCCAGGACUCAGCUGAUCACAUCUGCCAAGGAUGGAGAGGUCAAAGACAUGCUUUCACGUGACCGUGAUACCUCCAGCAUUGAGCCCUUCCUCUCAGAUUCACCAAAGGAGGAUUCACGGCCACCCAGGCCCAGCACACCACCCUCCAAGCCUGUGGCCUUUGAAGAGUUUAAGAAUGAGCGAGGUAGUGAGAUCAACCGUAUCUUCAAAGAAAACAAAUCCAUCUUGAAUGAGCGGAGGAAAAGGGCCAGCGAGACCACGCAACGUAUCAACACCAUCAAGCGGGAGAUUGACGUGACCAAGGAGGCAUUACAUUUCCAGAAGUCACUACGAGAGAAGCAAGGUGACUACGAGAACAAGGGGCUGAUGAUUAUUGAUGAGGAAGAAUUCCUACAGAUUCUGAAGCUCAAAGACCUUAAGCAGCAGUACCGCAGCGAGUACCAGAACCUGCGUGACCUUAGGGCUGAGAUCCAAUACUGCCAACGCCUGGUGGAUCAGUGUCGCCACCGCCUGCUUACAGAAUUUGACAUCUGGUACAAUGAAUCCUUUGUCAUCCCUGAGGACAUGCAGGUGGCACUGAAGCCAUGUGGCAGCAUCCGACCUGGCAUGGUACCAGUCAACAGGAUUGUGUCUCUGGGAGAAGAUGACCAGGACAGAUUCAGCCAGCUGCAGCAGACAGUGCUGCCUGAGGGUCCUGACUCCAUCUCCUUCUACAAUGCCAAAAUCAAGACAGAGCAGAAGGUAAUUCGGGAGGUCUGUGUCUCCAAGAGGGAUAUCAAGAAACCAGACCGGGUUGACUGGGAGAGCGGGCUGAAUGCAAUGGACUGCGCGCUGCACUUGGAAAAAAGCAUGAAUCAGUCACUACUGGAACUGCAUAAACUGGCCACUGACAAGAACAACCCCCACUUGUGUGACUUCAUUGAAAUGCAUGACCUGGAUGAGCAGGUGAAAUCCAUCAAAGAAUUGGGCGACUAUGUAACCAACUUGUGCAAGAUGGGGGCCCCGGAUUCUGGCCUGGCAGAGUAUCUCUUUGACAAGCACACCCUGGGAGACAGCGAUGGAAAGAGCUGA